CUCGGGCGGGCAGCAGCACCCCCGGGGAGGGCCGCGUCCCCGGGCCCUGACGGCCGGGCCCUGCCCAGCUCUCCACCAGGCUGCCCAAGACGUGGAAGCCGCAGCUCUUUAGGCGGCAGUUCUACAGCGAGAUCCUCGACGCUACGAUGACCAUCACCGUCACCAUGCGGACGCUGGACCUCAUCGACGAGGCCUACGGCUUUGACUUCUACAUCCUCAAGACUCCAAAAGCUGAUAUGUGCUCGAAGCUUGGGAUGGAUUUGAAGCGAACAAUGUUGCUGCGACUUGCACGGCGGGAUCCUAAACUGCAUCCUGAUGAUCCAGCCAGAAGAGAGGCCAUCUACAAUAAGUACCAGGAAUUUGCGAUCCCAGAAGAAGAAGCUGAGUGGGUUGGCUUGAGUUUACAAGAAGCAAUAGAAAAACAGAGGCUUCUAGAAAAAAAGGACCCUGUCCCACUCUUUAAGGUGUAUGCUGAAGAGCUCGUCAACCAACUGAAAGAACAGGAACUGCAGAAGCAGUAGAAGGAAAGAAACCUUUGGAGCAAAAGCCCUGCUGCAGAUCAGGCUAUGGGGUUCAGUGAGUCUUCUGUCUGAACCACGCUUGUGUGGAAGGGGAUGCAUGAAGAGCAUGCCCAGGAGCAUAUUGCAGUUAUUGAAAUCUAACAAAGCCUAAAUUCAGUGAGGAACCGUUCCUGUGGGUUGAGGGAAGAAUUUCUGGCCUGUGGCCUCAAAGUGUUCUUGUAAGACUGACUUCAUGUCGUUCUUCUGCCUGUACGAGUAGAGAGCUUGGUCAUGUUGUAAAAUGAACAUGCUUUCUGGGAAUGAAUAUCAGAAAAGCUUUCUCUGAUACUCAUUGCUCAUUAGUGUGUUACAGCAGGGCCUGUGAGACACAGUGAUGGUGUAACUUAGAUCAGUCCCCAGCCUUCUGCAGCAGAGGUGACUGUGCCCCCAGAGCGUGACCCCAGGCCCCCAGCAUCAGGCAGUGCCUGCCAGCACGUGGGGCUGAGCUCCCCAGCUGCAGUCACUGGCCCUACAGCUCACCCUGACCCCUUGGGUGGUUCCAGCACUGUUUCUGUUUGAAAUUGGUGACUUUGAAAUCUUUUUAGUAAAAAUGUAGUUGAAGUGGGUGUUGAGGCCUUUGCUCCUGUCUGGCAACAAGGGAGGCAUUUACGAUAAUUACAUGCUAACGCACGGUG
This is a messenger RNA of Athene cunicularia (burrowing owl), 1195 nucleotides long. It is a transcript of the gene MRPL28, whose product is annotated as mitochondrial ribosomal protein L28. The record is from RefSeq and is a predicted model, not a curated record. NCBI's taxonomy places the organism in Eukaryota, Metazoa, Chordata, Aves, Strigiformes, Strigidae. The transcript is spliced from 4 exons. Gene Ontology annotation, cellular component: mitochondrial large ribosomal subunit. The coding region runs from base 147 to 521 and encodes 124 amino acids. Gene Ontology annotation, molecular function: structural constituent of ribosome.